UUCCUUAGUCUUUCUUCAAACUUCACUCCUCAAAUGUAUGCAGUUGUCCUCAGCACUACAUCUGGAUUUCUGACAUGGAGGUUGGUGCAGGGAGCAGCGCCAUCUUUCAGGAAAUGCUGUCAUUCAGGGAUGUGGCCAUUGAUUUCUCUGCAGAGGAGUGGGAAUGCCUGGAGCCUGCUCAGUUGGAUCUGUACAGGGACGUGAUGCUGGAGAAUUACAGCAACCUUGUGUUCCUGGGUCUUGCUUCGUCUAAGCCAUAUCUGGUCACAUGUCUGGAGCAAAUACAAGAGCCUUCAGAUGUGAAAAGAGGAGCGGCUACCUCUAUGCUCCCGGAAAGAAAAUGCUAUAAGUGCAAAGAGUGUGGCAAAGUCUCUGAGUGGACAAAAGUGUUUCAAAAUCACCAGAUGCUUGAUUUAGGAAUGAAUUACUACAAGUGUGAAGAAUGUGCCAAGUCCUUCCAUAGUCCAUCAUUAAGUUCUGAAGAGAACAGAAUUCAUGCAGGAGAAAAACCUUACAAAUGUGAAGUUUGUGGCAAGGCCUUCUGCAUUCCAUUAUUACUUUCUAAACACAAGAUAAUUCAUAAAGGAGAGAAUCUCUACAAGUGUGAAGUGUGUGGCAAGGCCUUCCAACAUCCAUCAAGACUUUCCAGACAUAAGAAGAUUCAUUCAGAAGAGAAACCAUACAAGUGUGAAGUAUGUGGAAAAGCCUUCCACUUUCCAUCAUUACUUUUGGUACACAAGAGAGUUCAUACAGGAGAGAAACCAUACAAGUGUACAGUAUGUGGCAAAGCCUUCCAUUAUCCAUCAAUAUUUUCUAAACACAAGCGAAUUCAUACAGGAGAGAAACCAUACAAGUGUGAAGAAUGUGGCAAGGCCUUCCACAUUUCAUCAUUUCUUUCUAAACACAAAAUAAUUCAUAGAGGAGAAAAACCCUACAAGUGUGAGGUAUGUGGCAAGGCCUUCCAUUAUCCAUCAAGACUUUCCAACCAUAAGAAAAUCCAUUCAGGAGAGAAACCAUUCAAGUGUGAAGUAUGUGGGAAGGCCUUCCGCAUUUUAUCACUCCUUUCUAAGCACAAGAUAAUUCAUACAGAAGAGAAUCCUUACAAGUGUGAAGUAUGUGGCAAGGCUUUCGAUUAUCCCUCAAGACUUUCUAACCAUGCAGAAAUGCAUACAAGAGAGAAACCAUACAAGUGUGAAGUAUGUCAAAAGGCUUUCCGUUCUCUGUCAUCAUUUUCUAAACACAAGAGAAUUCAUACAAAAGACAAUUACUAUAACAGUGAAUUAUGUGGCAAGGCCUUCAUUUAUCCUUCAAGACUUUCUAAACAUAAGAAAAUUUGUGCAGGAGAGAAGCCCUACAAGUGUGAAGUAUGUGGCAAGGCCUUCCAUGUUGCAUCACUACUUUCUAAACACAGGACAAUUCAUACAGGAGAAAAACUCUAUAAGUGUGAAGUAUGUGGGAAGGCCUUUUAUUAUCCAUCAAGACUUUCCAACCAUAAGAAAAUUCAUACAGGAGAGAAACCAUUCCAGUGUGAAGUAUGUGGGAAGGCCUUCUGUUUUCCUUCAUCACUAUCUAAACACAAGAGAAUUCACACAGGAGAGAAACCAUACAAAUGUAAAGAGUGUGGAAAGGCCUUCCGCUCUCUGUCCUCACUUUCUAAACACAAGAGAAUUCACACAGGAGAGAAACCCUACAAAUGUGAAGAAUGUGGCAAGGCCUUCCAUUAUCCAUCAUUACUUUCUAAACACAAGAUAAUUCAUACAGGAGAAAAACCCUAUAAGUGUGAUAUAUGUGACCAGGCGUUUCAUGUUCCAUCAAAACUUUCUCAUCACAAAAUAAUUCAUAGAGGAGAAAAACCCCACAAGUGUGAGGUAUGUGGCAAGGCCUUCCAUUAUCCAUCAAGACUUUCCAACCAUAAGAAAAUCCAUUCAGAAGAGAAACCAUACAAGUGUGAAGUAUGUGGGAAGGCCUUCCGCAUUUUAUCACUCCUUUCUAAGCACAAGAUAAUUCAUACCGAAGAGAAUCCUUACAAGUGUGAAGUAUGUGGCAAGGCUUUCGAUUAUCCCUCAAGACUUUCUACCCAUGCAAAAAUGCAUACAAGAGAGAAACCAUACAAAUGUGAAGUAUGUCAAAAUGCUUUCCGUUCUCUGUCAUCACUUUCUAAACACAAGAUAAUUCAUAAGGAAGAAAAACCCUACAAGUCUGACAUAUGUGGCCAGGCGUUCCAUGUUCCAUCCAAACUUUCUCAUCACAAAAUAAUUCAGACAGGAGAAAAACCCUACAAGUGUGAAGUAUGUGGCAAGGCCUUCUGCAUUCCAUUAUUAGUUUCUAAACACAAGAGAGUUCAUACAGGAGAGAAUCCCUAUAACAGUCAAGUAUAUAACAAGGCCUUCAUUUAUCCUUUAAGACUUUCUAAGCAUAAGAAAAUUUGUACAAAAGAGAAACCAUACAAGUGUUAAUAUGUGGAAAGUCGCGCCACUUCCCAUCAUUACUACUAAUACACAAGAGAAUGCAUACUGGAGAAAAACCCUACAAGUGUGAAUAUUGUGGCAAGGACUUCCAUUAUCCAUCACUACUUUCUAAACACAAGUGAAUUCAUACAGGAGAAAAACCAUACCAGUGUGAAGUGUGUGGCAAGGACUUCCAUGUUUCAUCAUCACUAUCUAAACACGGGAUAAUUCAUAUGGGAGAGAAGCCAUACAACUGUGAAGUAUGUGGGAUGACCUUCCGCUUUUCAUCAUCACUAUCUAAACACAAGAGAAAUCAUACAGGGAAGAAACCCUACAAGUGUGAGGAAUGUGGCAAGGCCUUCCAUUUUCCGUCAGUACUUUGGAAACACAAGAUAAGUCACACUGGAGAGAAACCCUACAAUUGUGACUUAUAAGGCAAGGCCUUCCAUUACUCAUCAUUACUUUCUAAAUAUAAGAUGAGUCAUACAGAAGAAAACCCCCACAAGUGAUAUAUGUGGCAAGGCCUUCCAUUAUCCUUCAAAACUUUCCAGCCAUAAGAAAAUUCAUGCAGGAGAGAAACCCUACAAGUGUGACGUAUGUGACAAGGCCUUCCAUUAUCCAUCAUUACUUACUAAACACAAGGUAAUUCAUACAGGAAAAAAAACCCUCAAGUGUGAAGUAUGUGGCAAAGCCUUCCAUUAUCCCUCACGACUUUCCAAGCAUAAGAAAAUUCAUGGGGCUGGAGACAUGGCUCAGCAGUUAAGAGAACUGGCUGCACUUUCAAUUGUGCUGUCCUGGGUUCAAGUUCCGGCAACCACAUGCUGGCUCACAGUCAUGUAUGAUGGAAUCUGUUUCCCUAUUCUCGUAUGCAGGGGUACAUGCAGGCAGAGCACUCAUGUACAUAAAAUAAAUGUUAUUUACAAAAUUGAUAGUAUGUUGCCUGGUGACUAAAAGUAAAAUAUACCAGAGACAAACCAACCCUAUUAGUGGAAGCAUGUGGCAAGGACUUCCAAUGUCCAGAACUAUUUUCUAACCACAAGAGAAAUCAUAUGGGAGAGAAACCCUCCAAUUAGGAAGUAUGUAGCCUGUUCCUCUAUUGUCCAUAAUUACUUUCUGAACACAGGAGAAUACACACAGGUUAGAAACCCUACAAUUGUUAAGUGCAAGUGAACUCCUGUAGAAUUUGCCAGAUUUUUCAUACUCGUUUAAUGUGGAAAAGACUUUUCUACAAAUAUACACCAGUGUUUACACAAGUUAACUCAUAAUGUGGCAACAUUUACAAAUACAAAGAAUAUGUCCAAGUGUUCAACAAAAACUUUAGUGAUCAUCAAAAAUUCAUUUUGUCAAGAAAACAUACAAAUCUAAAGAAUGUGGCAAAUACAUCAGAAGUUCCAAAGCAUGAUCUGAACACCGGAUAAUUCCUACUGGAGAGAAACAUUACAAUUGUGGAGAAUGUGGCAAAACCUAUUACCAGUCUUCUGGUCUUAAACAACAUUCAAGAAUUCAUCUGUGAGUGAAACCACACAAGUGUGAAGAAUGUUCCAAGGUCUUUUGUACUUACUAAGAAUUUGUGAAACACCUCAUAAUUCAUACGAAACUGAAAUGCCACAUGUGGAAAAUGUUGCAAACCCUUUAUUAAACUUUCUUAUAUUUCUCAACACAAAGUAGUUCAAAUGGGAGUGAAAUAAUACAAAUGUUAAAUAUUCAUAAUAUGUUAACACUUCUUCAGACACUAAAAGCUCCCUGCUGAAUAGAAACCAGAUAAGAGUAAGCAAUGUGUGGUAAGUAAAGACUUUGGAAUCAUUCACACAAUCAUGCCAAAAGUAGAGCUGUCAGAUUGUAUGUUUGUUCUCUGGAUUUGGGGCUGAUCUUUCCUGGGUGUCUUUUGUUUCUUCUGUUUUAGAAUAAGAAUACUUAUUCUAUACCAGUGAGUAGUAAAAGUAGUCUCUUGUUCUUAUGUUGUAAGAGCUCACACAAAGAGAUUGCCUUGAGUGUCAUGUGACACAUGGACUGUGAGCUUUCAUAGUGUUGUAAUUAUUAAAUCUUGUAUGGACCUU
Molecule: messenger RNA, 4504 nt
Organism: Mus musculus (house mouse)
Lineage: Eukaryota; Metazoa; Chordata; Mammalia; Rodentia; Muridae
Gene: Zfp738
Product: zinc finger protein 738
Exons: 4
Coding region: 75-2456 (793 amino acids)
Biological process (GO): negative regulation of transcription by RNA polymerase II; regulation of DNA-templated transcription
Cellular component (GO): nucleus
Source: RefSeq, marked validated